AUGUUUGUUCGACUGUGGAUUGCAGCUGCAACCCUGCUAGGUGCCUCAUUCGCCUCAUCGGAUGGAGACGACGUUGUCAAGAGGAGUAGCGCGAGCGAUAUUCUCUCCGACAUUGAAAAUGCAGUGACCUGCAGCAGUUGUGAGGCUCUACUUGGUAUCUUGCAGGGGUUGGCCCACCUGGGAAAUGAUGCAUUUGUGGAUGUGAUCACCGAUGUUUGCGUCUUGGCUGGGGUCGAGGAUAAGGAUGUCUGCGAGGGAGCGAUCGGUCUUGAAGGACCGAUUCUCGCACACGACCUCCGGAACAUGGACAUCCCAUCCACGACUGCAGUCCUUUUCUGCUCAACUGUUUUUGGUCUUUGUGAUUUUCCAGACGUGACCGAGUAUACGGUUGAAUUUCCUUCUGUUAAGCCCGCGAAUGCAUCCCGGCCAUCUCCCAGCGGUCAAACUCCUCUUCAAAUUGUCCACAUCAGUGACAUCCAUGUUGAUCUUUCCUAUGAAGUUGGUGCAAACUAUAAUUGCACAAAGAAUAUCUGCUGUCGACCAUACACCGCUGCCGAUGCUCCAGGAAAUACAAGCUACCCUGCAGGUGAAUAUGGAAACUCAAAGUGCGACUCGCCUCUGAGUUUAGAGGAAAGCAUGUAUAAAGCCAUUGAGCAGUUGGUCCCUGAUGCAAACUUCACUAUCUUUACCGGCGAUGUAGUCGAAGGUGCUGUCUGGCUGGUCAAUGAAACCGAGGUUACAAAUGACCUGAACGAUGCCUACAACAAACGGAUGCCAUCCUAUCUCAAUAAGGUGUAUGGUGUUGUUGGCAACCAUGACGCGGCACCUGUCAACUCUUUCCCGACCGCUGCUAUCGAUACCACUAUAUCCAGCCAAUGGGUCUACGAUACUCUUUCUUCUGCCUGGAGUAAGUGGAUUGGAUCAACGGCAGCGACAGUGGCAGACAACUAUGGCGCAUACUCGGUGAAACACCCAGGUAGUAAUCUGCGAAUCAUCUCUUUCAACACCAAUUUCUACUACAAGGAGAACUUUUGGCUGUAUGAAAAGACCAUGGAAACGGACCCCAAUGGUCAAUUGAGAUGGUUGGUCACGGAGCUUAGUGCAGCGGAGGCGGCUGGCGAGCGCGUUUGGCUUCUAGGACACAUGCCGAUGGGCUCUGGAGAUACCCUUCAUGAUGGAUCGAACUACUUCAACCAGAUCAUUCAACGUUACGACGCGACUAUUGCCGGAGCAUUUUACGGUCACACACACAAAGACGAAUUUGAACUCUCAUACUCCAAUUAUACCGCUAAAUCUGCCAAAACCGCGAACGUGAUGUCUUAUAUCGCCCCGGCCUUGACCCCAACUUCUGGCAAUCCCACCUUCCGCGUAUACUCGGUCGACCCGGUGACUUUUGGAGUGCUGGAUUACACCGUUUACAUCACAAAUAUGUCGAGCCCGGAUUACCAGACAAAUCCAGUUUGGGAAAAAUAUUACUCUGCGAAGGAAACAUACGGCUCGCUUCUUGAGCCUGCCGUGACCGACUCUGCCGCGGAACUCACUCCCGCAUUCUGGCACAACGUCACCACACUGUUUGAAAAUGAGGAUUCAGUGUUCCAGGACUAUAUCGCGCGCAAGACUCGAGGAUGGGAAGUUGAGUCGUACAGAGGAAAUCUGCCAACUCAGGCCGGCGAGUCGCAAUACAAUUGCGUGACUGUCUCGCCAGGCAUAAAUUUCAAAAAGCGAGAUAUCGGUAGUACUGCCAAGCAUCAAGAGCAUGCCUGUGGUCAGUCGACUAUGACGGGUAUUUUUGCCGACAUCGAGAAGGGCAUGUCGGCACUCAAGUCAUCCAUGAAGAAGAGGAAUCUGUGA
Molecule: messenger RNA, 1851 nt
Organism: Penicillium manginii
Lineage: Eukaryota; Fungi; Ascomycota; Eurotiomycetes; Eurotiales; Aspergillaceae
Product: sphingomyelin phosphodiesterase
Exons: 5
Coding region: 1-1851 (616 amino acids)
Biological process (GO): sphingomyelin catabolic process
Molecular function (GO): sphingomyelin phosphodiesterase activity
Source: RefSeq, a predicted model, not a curated record